AUGUUUUUGCAAUGUUUUACAAUUGUAUUUACUUUUGCGUAUUUUGUAUAUUUUUAUUGCAUUCUUGGCAUAACGAGAGCUCUUACUGCAGCACGGCCCGGCUCCUGUGCAGCCAGACAGAAAUCAGGAGGAUUGUCCCUAACUAGGCCCGGCGGAGGAGCAGACGGAAGCGAUUCCCCUCGAUCCCACCCCCAGGCGUUCCCGCCCGCCCCGCCGCCGAUCCACCCGCCCGUCCUUCCGCCAACCGCGGAACCAACGCAGGCGCUCCGCUGGCGCCGCCCGCCCGCGAUGGAGGCGGUGGCGCGGCGGCCGGAGCGCGCCGGGGCCGCCGUGCGGAGCCGCGCCGAGGUGGACGCCACGCUGCAGACGGCCAAGCUGAACCCGGCGGAGCUGCUGCCGGCCGUGCACUGCCUCAGCUUCGGCGCGCAGGCCGGCGGCGGCGAGUGCUGCCUGCUGCAGCUGGAGCCGGCGCUCUGCGCGGAGCUGGAGGCGGGGCGCAGCCUAGUAAUCCGUGGUGAAAAGGAUGAACAUGCAGUGUUGUGCAGCAAAGAUAAAACUUAUGAAAUGAAAAUAGCAGAUACUUCAAAUAUGCUGCUGUUUGUUCCUGGUUGUAAAACUCCAGAGGAGCUGAAUGCAGAUCAGGCAUCUUGUAAUAUCAUUCACUCACAGAUUGCUGGUUUCUCCAAGAACUAUUGGGAAUUAAGGAGAUGUCGACCAAAACUGAAGAAACUGAGGAAGCUUUUAAUGGAAGAUCCAUAUGAAGGACCUGAUAGUCAGAAAGAGCAGACUUCAACAUUUUCAAAGUAUACAACAGAAGAUUUGUUAAGUCUGAUUCAAGCAAGUGAAGAAGAAAUACUCCACCAAUUGCAAGUUAUAGAUGCCUGCAAAAUUGAAGGCUAUUGGAGAAUUUUAGACUUUGACUAUGAGAUGAAACUCUUGAAUCAUGUGACUCAGCUAAUAGAUUCAGAGUCUUGGCCUUUGAGUAAGGUUCCUCUGUGUGCCUGCCUUGAAGAACUUGGAUCUCUAGAACCCAGAGAGAUGAUAGAACACAUUCUUUUAAGCUAUGGCAGGAAAUAUGUUGAUGAUGCAGGGGAGGUAUUCUUCGAAAUGCAUGAAGAUAAAAUAUGCAGAGCCAUAGCACAAAUGCUUUUGCAAAAUGCAGUUAAAUUCAAUCUAUCAGAGUUUGAAGAAGUCUGGCAACAGAGUGUCCCUGAGGGGAUGACAACGAGGCUUGAUCAGCUUCAGGGCUUGGCUCUUGUGGAUAAAAGUUCAAGACCAGAGACCAUCUUUCUGCUGAAAGUAGAAGACUUACCUGAGGACAACCAAGAAAGAUUCAACAGUUUAUUUGGCAUACGGGAAAAGUGGACGGAAGUGGAUAUUACCCCUUAUAUACAAGACUUGUGUGCAGAGAAACAGACCGUUGGUGCUCUUCUGACAAAAUAUGCUCGCUCCUCAAUGCUGAAUGGUGUUAAAGUUUAUAAUUCUAGAAGACACAUCUCAUAACAAAUACUGUUUGAAGAACUGAGGAUACUGAAUGUAGUAACAGUGAAUGUUACUUGCUGCUUCCUUCUGGGGUAAAGAAUUGCCAACCAUCAUUGUACAAGUAUUUGAGUUUAAACAGCUAGGCGACUUGAAUAUGUUGUGUUCUCUGCUCAGCUAAGGAGAGUGUGAGGACACUUGUGGCCUCUAAGGAAUGAUAUUCAGCUCACCUUCCUUUGCCUCCCUUCUUUGCCAAACUUCCUUUGCCCAACUUCUACUUCUUGAAUACAAAUAAUCUGUUUAUCCAUAAGUCUGAAAUGAAAAUUUAAAACCUCCUUGAUAAUAACUCAGUCAAUUGAAUUGAAUAGCAAAAUGGAAAUUUUAGUUUUCUGCCCAUUAGUGGCCAUUCUUAAAGAUUAGUUUCAAUGCAGUGUUAACAUUUUGAAUAGCACAGAGCUGAUCAAGCUCAUGAACAAAUCAUUCCCCACUGAGACAACACAAGUCUUGAUUUUGAAAAGUGGUUCUUUUUAAGGUCAUGUCUAUGAACACCAUCAGCACAAGCACCUGACACUUUAAUACUUGGCAGAAUGGCCUUACAUAUAUUACAAAAAAAAAUUGCAGUGAAGUGUGAAUAUAAGAGAGAAUAGUUGGAAAUGGUGUUACAAAUAGCCUGUAAACUGUCAUUAAAAUGUAGCUGAGGUAAAACUAAUGUUUCACGGAAGACUACUUGUGCUUUUUAAAGAACCUACAAAACUUUGUAGUACAAUUUUUUUUUUUAAACUUUGUUAUGACAAAUAACAGCACAUAGAAAUUGUGCCUUGAAACCUUCCAGUUUUGUAAUGGUAAUACUGCUCUAUGUAGAGAAAUUAAACAGGAUGUUUUUAUGAUACUGCCAUGAAGUGGUGUGCCUGAGAUGGUAAUUUUGUAAUCAUUAAAAAGGAUUGUUUUCAUGUCAGUAAAACAAAGUUUAAUAUCAGAUAGUUUUCAGAUUCAUAUUUUAAACUGAAUUGUUGUUGGUUAUUUGAUACAAAAAGGAUUUUUUCCAUCAGGCUCAGAUGUGACGUAGGAAAUACCUUGGAACUGCCAGCAUUCCAGCUGUAGAGUGAGUGGGGGGAGUAGAGAAACUCCUCCUAAAUCAAGUGUAACUCUGAAGAUGCACACUGUGUGCAUACUUUGAAUUUGGUAGUGAUAAAAAGCUGAAUAAAAGCUACUUCCUGAGCUCUGCUUAUUGUUGCCCAGUGCGGCAGGGGUGUAGUGUUUGACCAGCUGUGUGGAGACUAGAAUGGCUCUCUGCUGGGAAGGACUGACUUGUUUGCUCCCUGGUUCCAACAGCUCCCAAUAGCACCACAAGGUUCACUCCAGAGAUCAAUGGAAAAGCCUUGGAAAUUCCUUCCAUUGCAUCACAGAAGGGCCCUUAGUUGAAAUACACAACACAAUUGAUACUGUUAUAUUUGUGCUUCAAGUUUGUAAUUACAUAGGUGUUUCUUUGUAAAACAAAUAAGUCUUUAAUGAAUAGAGCUUUAUUACAUCAAUGAAAA
Lonchura striata (white-rumped munia) is the source of this 3017-nucleotide messenger RNA. NCBI's taxonomy places the organism in Eukaryota, Metazoa, Chordata, Aves, Passeriformes, Estrildidae. The record is from RefSeq and is a predicted model, not a curated record.